Molecule: messenger RNA, 4068 nt
Organism: Fragaria vesca subsp. vesca
Lineage: Eukaryota; Viridiplantae; Streptophyta; Magnoliopsida; Rosales; Rosaceae
Exons: 10
Coding region: 594-3890 (1098 amino acids)
Source: RefSeq, a predicted model, not a curated record
ACCCAGACCAUCUUCUCUCUCUCUCUCUCUCUAUUGCUUUCUCUCUCUAAAAAGACUUUCUCUCUCUAAAAACAACUCCAUCGCCUUCGAUCGAGAUAUGAAAUUGAAUUCGUCUCAAUCCAAAACCCUAAUCUCUCACUGAACCCCAUCUCCAUUUCAACCCCGGCUGCGAAAACCCCGAAAAGAUCUUUGAACAUUUUGAACGGAAAACCCUAGGCAGCUCAGAUUAUGAGGCUUCUUUGUUUUCUUGCGAUUUCUUGAAAUCCACGUUUGGUUUUUACCCAAAGAUAGUUGCUUUUUUAUAUAUGUAUAUCUCUUAGUGUUUGGUUUUUGCUGGAUCGGUAGAAUGAAUUAGGAUCUAGGUGAAUUUGAUUAGGGAUGUUGUGAUUGAAUUGAGUUUGGGGUUUCUGGGUUGGUUGCUAAGUGUAGCAAUUAGUAGAAAGAUUGAAGCUUUAUUGUGGAAGUAGUGAGUUCAAUAUGGUUUAUGGGUUUUGUGGUUUGAGCUUGGAGUAGUGACUUUUGAGUGCACAAGGUUGAUUAGGAGUUGUGGUUUGUAGUUGGGAUAUACCUCUUGCACUGAGUGUGUUUGCAGAAUGAGCUUAGAGAACGAAGAGCAACGCUUACCGGAUCAGCCUGCCGAAACGAAUCAUGAAGUUCAUAAGAAGGUGAAAAUAUCGUAUACGAGGGAGUUUCUGCUGUCGUUGAGUGAGUUAGAAUCCUGCAAGAAGUUACCUGAUGGGUUUGACCGAUCAUUCCUAAGUGAAUUCGAGGAUGCUUUCAGAGAUAGGCAAAGGACAUCUAGUGGUUUGUCAGCAAAUAGUUUCAGGCGAAAUGAUUAUGGUUCAUCCCCUCCUACUAGGGGUGAUGCGGCUGGUUAUUCGCGGCCACUUCAUGGAAGGUGGGAGAGUCGUUCUUCUGGACGCAGUGAUAAAGAUAGUGACAUGCAAUCUGACAAAGACUCUGAUUCUGGAAGGCACUAUGGGAACCAGUCUCGGCGGCCUUGGCAGGUCCCUGAGCAUGAUGGACUUCUCGGAAGUGGUUCCUUUCCAAGACCAGCUGGGUUUGCUGGAGGGAUAGCAGCACCCAAAGUUCGACCAAAUGAUACCUAUCAGCUAAAUAGAACCAAUGAACCGUAUCAGCCUCCACGUCCUUAUAAAGCGCCACCUCUUACACGAAAAGAGAUUACCGACUCACUUAAUGAUGAAACUUUUGGUUCCUCUGAUAAUACAAGUGAAGACAGAGCAGAAGAGGAAAGAAAGAGAAGAGAUUCCUUUGAACUAAUGAGGAAAGAGCAGCAGAAAGCAUUUCAAGAAAAGCAGAAGCUGAAGCCGGAGAAGAAUAAAGGUGGCUUUGAUUUUUCUUCGCUGUUAGAUGAUGAUUCCAAAGAGGAGAAGAGACUUUUACCAAGAAGCAGUGAAACAGCUGAGCCUCGGGUACCACCAGCAUCAAAUAAUGAUGGGGAAAAGUCUACUUUACCCUUGCAGACUCCUGCCCCUAGACCUCUUGUUCCCCCUGGUUUUGCUAGCACAGUUUUGGAAAGAAACAUUGGAACAAAAUCCUUGAACCUUCCCCAUCAAGUGGAGGUUGGGAAUUCCGGACUUGAGGAUAACAUUCUACAUGGCAAAGGUAACCGUGUUGUAAAUGGUACUUCUGAUAAUCGAGUGGAAAAACAACCGGUUGAGCAAAUGAUUUUGGGCAAGCAGCAUCAUGCAAGUGCAAGUGCAAGUGCUCAUGCCUCAUUUGAUAGUAUGAGUGAAAAGAGUAUAAAUUUCUUACCACCUCAAGGUGCUAAUAAUAAGAUCAUUGGCAUGGAUAGUCGAUUUUAUAAUAAUGCUAAUACACCACAAGCUUUAGAAGCUUCCAGAAAUAGUGAAGCAAUCGAGAUCGACGCUGAAAAGGGGAGUAAUUCUACUUCAAUACUGGAAAAGCUUUUCAGCGGUGCAGUACCAUUAAAUGGUGUUGGCUCCUCUAAUAUCAUUGAGCCUCAUAAUAGCGAAGUAGAUGAGGCAGUGGGCUCUCACACUGUCAACUCUUCGAAGUUUGCUCAGUGGUUUCAUGAAGAAGACAAGAAACCUGCCAAUGAAAUCUUAUCUGGAAGGCCAAAUGACUUGCUUUCCAUGAUCGUUGGAAGUGAAAAAGCCGGACCUCACAUUGUUGAUGGGAACCUAAGCGAUCAAGGUUUUCCGAUUUUUCCCACCCAAAAUGCUGAACCUGCAGUGAGGCCUUUGACAUCAAACAUAAUACCUCCUUCGGUUGGUGACUCUGAGCAUUUUUACAAAAGUACUAAACCAGAGGCAGCUUCAGCAGUCCUUACAUGUGAAGAUCUUGAGCAGUCCAUUCUAUCUGAAAUUAGUGAAAGUGGUCAGCCCCCUGUUCAAAGGUCAGUUGUACCUGAUAGAAAGGCUGGACAGCCAAAAGCCAAAGUAGAUGAUCAUGCUUCGCAGCACCUACUCUCACUAUUACAGAAGGGCACAGGCUUGAGAGAUAUUGAACCUUCUUCAAAUCAAGAGACAGCAUCUCCUGAAAAAAUUCACAACAUUGACGGGACAGCUAUUGGCACUGCACUUCAUAUUUCAAAAGAGAAAGCUGCUGAAAAUGUUUCCGAUUCAGGGAAGAGUCUGACACUUGAAACACUAUUUGGAACUGCUUUUAUGAAGGAGUUGCAAUCAGUUGGAGCACCAGUUUCUACUAAAAGAGGCCUUGUUGGGUCUGCAAGAGUAGAAACUCCAGAGACACGUGGGUUGCCAUUUGCGGUAUCAGAAACUAGUUUUGUUCCUUCUGCAUUUGAUGUUGGACCUAACACAAGUACUCAUAGUAACAGUGACAUGACAGCGAAUAGAAGGAAGCAAACCAAAUCAGAUAAGAUCGAUGAGCGGUUGCUCGGUUUUGAUAAUCCUCUAGAUUCAUUACAGGUUAGUUCUGACUUGGGGUCUAAGAUGGGCGUCUUUGAUGGGCCUGCUGAUAUUCGACUUCCUGAAGAGGAUAGCUUACUUGCUGUCGGUGAACCUCUAAACAUCCAAAAUUUUAUGUCUACCGGGAAUCUAGUGAAAAGCAAAGUAUUCUCCUCCCCGAACACAGAAGUUGACAUUGUUGAGAAAUUGGCAGUUUUGGACUCUGCCUUCAAGGAGUUCAAGGAUGCAAGGACUUCUAUCAAGGAGUUCAAGGAUCCAAGGACUUCUAUCAUGGGAAGCCAAGAAGGUGGUCCACCUUUUCUUCGUGGCCCUUAUGAUAUGAGACAGCCUGAUAUUUCUUAUCAGAACCUUAAUGUCCAACCUUCUUCACAACAGCUCCAUCAUCCUCAAAUGAAUCAUAGGGGAACGUUUUUUCAUCCAUCAGAUUCUCAUCCUGGCAAUGCCAACUCUCAGAUGAAUUUUAUGACGCCAGAGGGUAUGAUCCGAAACGAUCCUCCGCAAAGUCAUCAGUUUCCUGCAAAUAUGCUUCGUCCACCUUUCCAUCAUUCGAACGCUGCACAAUCUGGGUUUGAUGCUCGCCAUCACCCUAUGUUGCAACAGAUGCAUAUGGCAGGCAGUUUUCCUCCGCCUCACUUGCUACAAGGAUUAUCCAGUGCUCCAGCCCUGCCUCCUCAUACGAACAGGGGCCCACCUAUGCCUGCUCAUCCAAACAGUCAGGUUUCUGGCUUCAUGGAAGAACUGAACCCAAUGGCCGGCUUUCCUUUUGGUCCUCGGCCAGUCAACUUAGGUGGUCAUGGCAUGCCAUCGCCAGCUCCUGAUGUUGCUGGUGGAAGCAACCAUCCUGAGGCAUUGCAAAGGCUCCUUGAGAUGGAAAUGAGAUCAAACCCGAAACAAAUUCCCCCAUUUGCUUCGGGUGGCGGGCAUAAUAGUCAAGGGAUGUACGGACAUGAACUGGACAUGGGUUUUGGGUAUAGAUAGUUACUCAGAUGUUUGUGCUUGUGUAUAUCACUGUAUUGACAGUCUCAUGCUCAGAUGUGCAAUUCAACGAAUGGCAAUGUGCUUAAUGUUGUUUCUUUCAUAUUGGAUGUAUGCAGACUAGUGUAAGUAAUGGAUUUUCAUGCCAUUGACCAUCUUAUUGGAUUCUUCUUGCUCCUAC